This is a messenger RNA of Podospora anserina S mat+, 663 nucleotides long. RefSeq lists its product as uncharacterized. Gene Ontology annotation, molecular function: microtubule binding. The transcript is spliced from 4 exons. Bases 1 to 663 code for a protein of 220 amino acids. The record is from RefSeq and is a predicted model, not a curated record. Gene Ontology annotation, biological process: cytoplasmic microtubule organization. NCBI's taxonomy places the organism in Eukaryota, Fungi, Ascomycota, Sordariomycetes, Sordariales, Podosporaceae.
AUGCUGCCGAGCAGCAAGGGGGGUGGUGAGGUACGCGGAUUGCCUUGGGACGUCACAGCCCUGCCUGUAAAAGCCGGCCCCUGCGAAGAAGUGUUUCGGAUGACUAAGCAACUUUCUUGGUCGGUGUCCACUGCAGUGGCGGACCCUAGCUUCACUUACAGCAACUCAUCUCAUCUUUCAUCAUUCAUUCAUUCGCUCACUCACAACGGGCCAUAUCUGACACGGUCACCAGCGCAUUUGACGCUUUUCCAAACCGACCUCACAACCAAUCCAGAACAGCAAUACCGAUUCUUCACAUCAGACAAAAUGGUCUGCGGAAAAUGCCAAAAACUCAGCUCAACCACACUAGCCACGCCGGGCGUCAAGAAGAAGAGUGAGAUGUACUACGGCUCAGCCGCCUCAUCAUCAGCAUCGUCGUCCAAAUCAGCCACCCUCGGGCAGAACGGCAUUUCCAAGAGCAAGCUGCUGUCCAAAGCGGCGAAGAACCCAUAUGCUCAGUAUUCGAGUUCUUGCACGCAAUGCAAGACCAAGGUAAACCAAGGGCACACCUAUUGCCACAAGUGCGCAUACAAGGCAGCUGCCUGCGCCGUGUGUGGUAAGCCAGAAAAGAAAAAGUCAGCAGCAGCGCCAAUUGUGGAUGGCACCAAGAGGUCUCUGAAGUAA